This is a messenger RNA of Pseudozyma flocculosa PF-1, 471 nucleotides long. RefSeq lists its product as uncharacterized. Lineage: Eukaryota; Fungi; Basidiomycota; Ustilaginomycetes; Ustilaginales; Ustilaginaceae. The transcript has 2 exons. Gene Ontology annotation, molecular function: protein dimerization activity. Gene Ontology annotation, biological process: transcription by RNA polymerase II. The coding region runs from base 1 to 471 and encodes 156 amino acids. Gene Ontology annotation, cellular component: RNA polymerase II, core complex. The record is from RefSeq and is a predicted model, not a curated record.
AUGACCAACGCGCCCAACCGCUUCGACCUCUUCAUCCUGGGUCCGGAUGAGAAGCGCGUCGAGAUUGUCGAGGACACGCGCAUCCCCAACGCGGCCACCUUCUACUUCAACAAGGAGGACCACACGCUGGGCAACAUGCUUAGGCAUGCCGUGCUCGCCAACCCCGCCAUCCUGUUCUGCGGGUAUAGAGUACCACAUCCUCUAGAACCCAAGGUGCUCGUCAAGAUACAGACCGACGGCUCCCUCACGCCAACAGACGCGCUCAAGCAAGGCUGCUCCAAGUUGAUAGCCCAGAUAGGCGACCUCAAGCAGGCCUGGCGCACCGAGGUGCAGAUGAGCGGCGCAGGCACCGUCGACGUGGGCGGAUACGGCGGCCGCAUGGGCAUGGACCCCUACGACCAGGGCGGCCGCGGCUAUGGCCUCGACGGAUCCGCGGGCGCCGAUCAGGCCAGCGGCUACGUCGACAUCUGA